Messenger RNA from Aspergillus pseudonomiae, 1056 nucleotides. RefSeq lists its product as uncharacterized. Lineage: Eukaryota; Fungi; Ascomycota; Eurotiomycetes; Eurotiales; Aspergillaceae. The coding region runs from base 228 to 782 and encodes 184 amino acids. The record is from RefSeq and is a predicted model, not a curated record. The transcript has a single exon.
AAGUCAGAUCCACUCGUUUCACUUCGGACACGAACCUCAUCCCCACCAGUACUAGGCCUGGAACGGUUAACACUCGUCAAUCCAUGUCUGAAGUCUGAAGUCUCGACUCUAUUGCUCCUUUUGCGUGGCUCGCAAAUUAAGGACGGCAUUCAUCAGGACCAACGGAGCGUACGCGAACACUGUAAACGAAACCAAUUGGCCUGAUCGUGAUCCUUGGACUUGGGUACAUGCCCCAGAGCCGACGGCAUCACCCGCGUGAUCGCUGUUGCCUAGGUCGAAUCGUGGCUAAGAAAAACCUUUGCAAAAGACCGUCUCGGGCACAAGUAUCAACAAAGCCGACCACACAUUGUCACAGACUCAAUGGAGCUCGCUGCCGGUUUUUUGAGCAACCACGAAUCAUGGAUGUACUCUCCCGGAAUGCACGCAGAAGCCCUAGGGUCACUCAGCCCCAUGUACCAGCCAUUGAGGAGAACAACCGCGUUCACAUGCUCACAUCUCACCAUCUUCUAGACCUUAGACGCCGUCACACAUACGGUCGCCCGAUGCUCUUAGCCCGGGUGGGACGCCCUGAGAACCUUCUGCGGCGACGCAUCUGCUAUAGAGUUGUACACACUUACCACACAAAGAAACGAGUCGCCAUCCUUGUAUACUUGAAGGUGGUCUCGAACGAUAGUGUAGGUGACACAGUUAUGAUUCUUUGUCCGCAUCGGUUGGACAAGUCGAGCUUCAGUGUAAUUCGUGCCCCGGCGAUAGCCGGCGCGGAUACAGUGAUCUGCGAAUAAGAUUGCCGUUGUUUUUUUGCUAAUGAGCUACGAAGGCGGUUCUGAUGGCCCAACUAAGCACAGGUUCAUGCCGUUCUCCAUCUUUGUGACACUUGCUGGAGAUCCACUUUCUAUAACAAGGGAAAGGGAGCAAGCAAUUACCACGGCGGAUAAACAGAUCAGAAUCCUUCCUAGAUCCGCUGUAUGGGCUCUGAGUAAACAUAGAGCUAUAAAUCAAGAUUAGUUAUCAGUGUUCCGGGGGGCAUCGACUAAAUGGCUUCUCGUGGAUAUGUGU